CAGAGUCUGCUUAAUAGAUCACUCCCACCGCUGGGGCUCGCUGGGGAUGAUGGAAUUUGAACUCUCAAGACCGACCGUGAAGUGAAAAAACAGAAAUUGGACAGACAGGGCUGAGAUGGAUGAUGAGGGAACAAAUCAAAACGCCGGCAAAUUGCAAGGAGCCGGAGGCCAGGCAUCUGCAACGUCUCUAUCAAACCCGCUGAUGAGGGACUUUGUUUCAGACUGGUCUCCUUUACACGAUGCCUCUAUCCAUGGGCGUCUGCUUACUCUGAAGAAACUCAUCAAACAGGGGAGUGAUGUUAAUCUUGUUACAGCAGACCAGGUGUCUCCUCUCCAUGAAGCCUGCCUAGGGGGUCAUGCUGCUUGUGCCAGUGUCCUAUUAAAACAUGGUGCUCAGGUGAAUGGAGUUACUGUCGACUGGCACACUCCAUUGUUCAGCGCUUGUGUCAGCGGCAGUGUGGCUUGCUUGAAUUUAUUGCUGCAGCAUGGAGCCAGCCUACACCUCCUCUGUGACUUGGCAUCCCCCAUCCAUGAAGCUGCUAAGAGAGGUCACGUGCAAUGUGUCGAAUUCCUCGCGUCCCAUGGGGUAAAUAUAGAUCACAACAUCAAGCAUCUGGGUACUCCGCUUUAUGUAGCUUGUGAGAACCAGCAAGUGAACUGUGCCAAGAAGCUGCUUGAGUCAGGAGCAAAUGUGAACAGCGGCAAGGGCCUGGACUCCCCUCUGCACGUGGCCGCCAGGAAUUGCAGUGCGGAGCUGGUGACACUGCUGAUUGACUUUGGAGCGGACAUUUGGGUGAAGAACACUGAAAGCAAGAGGCCGAUGGAGCUGGUCCCACCCGGCAGUCCUGUGGGCCGACUGUUCCUGCAGAAAGAAGGGCCGCUGUCCUUGAUGCAGUUGUGCCGCCUGUGCAUCAGGAGGUGCUUUGGACACAAGCAGCAUCAAAAAAUAACUGGACUUCUCCUCCCGGACGAGCUGAAACAUUUCCUUCUCCACGUUUAAGCCUUUCAUGUUCAAAAUGGUGCCUUUAAUAACACAGCAAGAAACAUGUCCUGCUGCCACAAACCAAAGCGUGGUUACGACCACUCUGUACUCUCCCAGGAGCUCCCCUGGGAAUAUCGGCUGCUUGAUAGACGUGGGAGGGAGGAUGCUGAAGCUCCGGCUCUUCUGCCGGCCACCCUGUCCCCUCUCCAGCUCUGAACCAUGGUGCGCCUGCAUCACCUGGGAGCAGCAGCGCACCCACCGCCUCCCCUGAGGGGCUACCGCCACGUCGUCCCUGCGUUGGAGGGGCAGGCCAUGCACUUUGGCGCUUUUGGAGAUCCUUUUCUUUUUCACUUUGUUGUGGAGACUCCUGCAAGAGUGAGCUUGGUGUGCGAAAACUGUGACGACAUCGUUAGUGCCAGCAAUGAGAUAUACGGAGUCCUCAUCUCGUAAGGGGAGAGACUGGCAGCCUUCAAAUACACAAACUUAUUUCGAUGUUUACUAGUGUGCCAGUGUGUGCAGUGCAAGUCUUCCUUUCGCAUAGAAGUUAAAGAGGACAGAUCAAACGCUACCUGGAUGCUCAUAUUUGAUGUAAAUUACAAUUCAAAUCCUUGGCUGGACAACAUGACUGCUGGCUAUAGGUAUGCAGUAUGAUGGUUUGAUUCAUUUGUGCUGACCAAACACAGCAAGAGCAGUUCUGUUGGUUUUGUGGAACACUAAAUUGUACCCUAACUGGACAAAAUGACAAACACAAUUAGGUCUGCAACUCCCCUUGUGAUAGCGACACAGAAAUCUUCACUUAUCCGACCCAAUUCAUCACACAUAAUUCGAGUCAUGUAAAAAUUCACUAGCUGGUUUAAGAUGGCCUUCUAUAUUCUUUCCCUCCUGCUGGGGAAGAAAAAUAGACACCUGUCUUCAGAGGCUGAAUAAAAGCAGGCAUCUUGGAUGGGAAAGGUGGAUCCUUCUAAAAUGAGUAUCUUGGUUAAGCGGAAUCUGCAUUGAACAGGCAGGGAACAGACAACGAACCUAGUGCUUAACUUUUGAAGAUUAAAGUGUGAAGAAUCCUUGCUUUGGUGACACAUCUGAAAGCUGAAGCUCCAGCUUAUUAUAUUUUAGAUGAUGAAGAACCAUUUUUUUAUGUACUAGUUUUGUCACUACCUUUAACCUUAUUUUGUAACUUCAGCCCAUGGGUUUAUAGGAGUAAUGCUAAUACCAGGAGAAAAUUGCUCUGAGAAGGUCCUGAGAGUGUUGCUUCUAGAUUGCUUUUCUUCUGGAAAUUUCAUAAUGUGACUCUGUUUACUUGAAUCCCUCUGAUCAAGUGUAAUUAGGAUGAAUUCUGUAUGCUCAGCUUGUAUCAUCUCAGUAUGUUUGCUUAUUUAUUUUAAUAUAAAUUUUGAUCAACACUGGCGAAUUACAGCUUUUUGCAUCAACACUUAGCCAGUUAUAAACUGUAAAAGUUGUAAAAGAUGCAAACUGAUUAAGCUCCUUAUAGGUGAGGUUUGGACCUUUUUCUAUAUUUGAAACCAUUCCAAAUGUAAUGCAGGACUUGAAAGAUUGUCAGGAAUAUAUUUUAUCAGAUUCUUUGCUAUUAUUUUGUUAGCAGUUUAAUGGUCAUCAAGACACAAUUGUAUAGGACAUUUGCUCAAAAAUAAAUGUUUUAUACUCUU
Messenger RNA from Gymnogyps californianus (California condor), 2646 nucleotides. It is a transcript of the gene ASB9, whose product is annotated as ankyrin repeat and SOCS box containing 9. Gene Ontology annotation, molecular function: protein binding. The record is from RefSeq and is a predicted model, not a curated record. Gene Ontology annotation, biological process: intracellular signal transduction; positive regulation of protein catabolic process; protein ubiquitination. The transcript is spliced from 8 exons. The coding region runs from base 116 to 1000 and encodes 294 amino acids. NCBI's taxonomy places the organism in Eukaryota, Metazoa, Chordata, Aves, Accipitriformes, Cathartidae.